AUGAACCAGCCGAUAUCCGAACCUGCGAGCCCUGCUGCCGCGCCCGACGUCACCCCAAAUCGCCCACCUGCAGUUGUACGCAAGCGCAGCAAUUCCGGCACAGGCGGACUGUUGUCUCGGUUUCCCUUCAUGCGCGCAUCGAGCGACCAGCAUAGGCCCCGCGCGCGCCGCGGGACCAACGAGGACGAUUCGAAACCGUCCGCUUCCCCAACUUCAUCACCAACUACCUCGCCACCAAUACCGUCCUUUCGUACGAUCCCGUCCACUUCGAAUACCAAUAUCCGCAACAGCAGCGCUGGCAGUAGUGUCCAUGCCCCACCACCUCCGCUUUCGCACGCGGCCCUUCAACAACAGAUAAUACUGCAACAGAAAACACGGCGGCGUAGGGGGUCGCUGAGGAAGGUCGCUCUUUUGGGCCGAGGAGCUCAGCGUGAAAGGCGGGAGAACUACCCGCUAAGCAUCAACACACAGUUUGGGGUGGAGGGUGCCAACGGUAGCAAUGCACGCACGUCCGGCUUGGGGAGCAACAUCAUCACGUCAAGUUCUGACUCGAUCAUCAAGGAAAAUAGCAGAAAUAGCGGCUUUGGACUGGGCAUCUCGGGUGUUACGUCCCGACCAAGUGCCAGCAUGGCAGAGUCGGACUCUGAGGGGAUAUAUACGGUCAAGGGCACAAGCAGCAACAUCACAUCGCCCACAAUGAUCAGCAAUAGCACUGAUGACCCAACAAUGACAAGCCCUACCAUCAGCUGCACGACCACCGAUGACGAAGACGCCCUUCAUAUGGCCAGCUUCAGAGGGCCAGGCGUCAUGCCAUCUCUCUCCCGCUCCUCGACCAGCUCCUCCGUCAGCAGUCUCAACCUUCUUCAUCCCGAGCGGGCCUCCGUCUCCUCUCCGGGUCCCGACUCCUAUUUCUCGACCAUGUCCUCCACCCGCCUCACCCGCGGCCCUCUAGACAUAACAUCCGGCAACAUCAACGGCAGCAGCUCAGCCGCCGCCGCAUCAGACUCAAUCCAAGGCCGCCGCCGCAGCUCGGCCCAACAACAACGAGCCAAGUCCCCUUUGAGUCUGACAACACCGAUGCCGUCCCAGGAAGCAGUUUCCGAUUUUGACUAUUAUGACGACUACAGCGAUACCGAGUUCUGGGGCUGGAUUAUCUUGUUAUGCACGUGGAUCACGUUCGUGAUCGGGAUGGGCUCUUGCUUCGGCGUGUGGAGCUGGGCGUGGGACGUGGGAACGACUCCUUACGCGCCGCCCGAGUUCGAGGACGACCCGACACUGCCGAUUGUUGGAUACUACCCGGCGUUAUUUGUGUUGACGUGGAUGAUGGUGUGGGUGUGGGUGUCGGUGAGCUGGGUGGGGAUGAAGUAUUUUAGGCAUGCGAGGGUUGGGGGAGAUUGAAGGGUUUCUGGUGUAAAGGGGGGAAGGUGAACAUAAAGAGAGAGGAUUCUGGAUGGAGGGUAUGGAGACAGGGUGAAAUGUGUUCGUGGUAUGGAAAUAUCGAGAGAUAAAAUCCUAAUGUCUAUUGUUUACUUGAUAGGUGAGUUGAAAAGGGGUUGAUUACUUGGCACCAUGUAUGAUCGUUUACCGCCUUCCAUACAAGUAAACAAGAACUCCAGCAUCCCAAGUAGCUACCAUUCCCCCACCGAAACAGAGAACAUGAAUUUGACCAACUUUCCGAGCUGUUUCUAUCCCAAUUUGGUGCAGUGUCUACCUACAUACCCGUUCUAGACCACGUCCCCUCCAAGGCCAAAAGCCACGUGUGGCCGGAAACGUGGCUACCAUUUUCGACCUUACGGCUCGGUU
Neurospora tetrasperma FGSC 2508 is the source of this 1803-nucleotide messenger RNA. RefSeq lists its product as uncharacterized. NCBI's taxonomy places the organism in Eukaryota, Fungi, Ascomycota, Sordariomycetes, Sordariales, Sordariaceae. The transcript has a single exon. The record is from RefSeq and is a predicted model, not a curated record. Bases 1 to 1398 code for a protein of 465 amino acids.